Molecule: messenger RNA, 1439 nt
Organism: Arabidopsis arenosa
Lineage: Eukaryota; Viridiplantae; Streptophyta; Magnoliopsida; Brassicales; Brassicaceae
Source: the annotation of a GenBank genome assembly
CUGUCAUUGAUGUAUUUUGUUUUUGUUCACUAAAUAAUUAGAAGAUUGAAGAGGAAAGAUCAAAAGCUAUCAGUUGUUGUUAGAGAUGAGGAAUGCAGAGCUCAUCUUUAUCCCAACACCAACCGUUGGUCAUCUUGUUCCGUUUCUUGAAUUUGCUAGGCGUCUCAUUGAGCAAGAUGAUAGGAUCCGUAUCACAAUCCUCUUGAUGAAACUACAAGGUCAGUCUCAUCUGGAUUCCUAUGUUAAGUCAAUUGCUUCCUCUCUGCCGUUUGUUAGAUUCAUUGAUGUCCCUGAGUUAGAGGAGAAACCUAUACUUGGUAGUACACAGUCUGUGGAAGCUUAUGUAUAUGAUGUUAUUGAGAAAAAUAUCCCUCUUGUGAGGAAUAUAGUCAUGGAUAUUUUAUCUUCUCUUGCAUUUGAUGGAGUUACGGUCAAGGGAUUUGUUGCUGAUUUUUUCUGUCUCCCAAUGAUUGAUGUUGCAAAAGAUGUAAGUCUCCCUUUCUAUGUGUUCUUGACUACAAAUUCCGGGUUCUUAGCUAUGAUGAAGUAUCUAGCAGAUCGACAUAGUAAAGAUACAUCGGUUUUUGUAAGAAACUCCGAGGAAAUGUUGUCGAUUCCUGGCUUUGUAAACCCUGUCCCAGCCAAUGUUCUGCCAUCAGCUCUGUUUGUUGAAGAUGGUUAUGAUGCUUAUGUUAAGCUGGCUAUACUGUUUACCAAGGCUAAUGGAAUCUUAAUGAAUUCGUCCUUUGAUAUUGAGCCUUACUCUGUCAAUCACUUUCUUGAAGAACAGAAUUACCCUUCUGUUUAUGCUGUUGGCCCCAUAUUUGACUUGAAGGCCCAGCCUCAUCCAGAUCAGGACCUCGCCCGUCGUGACGAGUUGAUGAAAUGGCUUGAUGAUCAGCCCGAUGCAUCGGUUGUAUUCCUUUGUUUUGGGAGUAUGGGCAGGUUAAGAGGUCCUCUAGUGAAGGAAAUAGCUCAUGGACUUGAGCUAUGUCAGUACAGAUUCCUCUGGUCACUUCGGACUGAAGAAGAAACGAACGAUGAUCUUUUUCCCGAGGGAUUCCUUGACCGUGUCAGCGGUCGGGGAAUGAUAUGCGAGCAACAACUCAAUGCGUUUCUGAUGGUGAAGGAACUUAUGCUCGCAGUGGAGCUGAAGCUUGAUUACAGGGUACAUAGCGAUGAAAUAGUAAAUGCAAACGAGAUAGAGACUGCUAUUCGUUGUGUAAUGAACAAGGAUGAUAAUGUUGUGAGGAAAAGAGUGAUGGAUAUCUCGAAGAUGGCGCGGAAAGCGACGUGUGAUGGUGGAUCUUCGUAUUCGGCUAUUGAGAAAUUCAUACAGGACGUGAUAGGAAUUAAGCCUUAGCUGUUUCUAUCCAUUAGGAAAAUAACCUUUCUAUUUCACACUAAAACUUGUUCUUGAAUCAACUGCGAGUGAAUUU